Molecule: messenger RNA, 775 nt
Organism: Fukomys damarensis (Damara mole-rat)
Lineage: Eukaryota; Metazoa; Chordata; Mammalia; Rodentia; Bathyergidae
Product: golgin subfamily A member 2-like
Exons: 4
Coding region: 40-357 (105 amino acids)
Source: RefSeq, a predicted model, not a curated record
GGACUCUCCUGUCUGCUCCCAUUUUUCAACGAAGGGGACAUGGAGGAAAGGCCUGUGGAGGCUCCGGGGUCCAACACCACCAUCCCCGAAGACUCAGGCAGCUCGGAGGCCUUGGAACACCAGGCUCCGCUGCCCAGACGCCUGAGGCAGCAGAAGGGGCAAUGCCAGCGCCUGGCCCAUCUGGCGGCCCUGACCCAGGACACACCUGGGCACGGGGCUCCCACCCCCAGGAGUACGCACGGGAGAGCUGCAGCAGGUGGCGCUGCUGCAGGAGGACGAUGGCAGGUCCUGUCAGGGCCAGUGGGUGGCCGCCGCACAGACCCGUGGUGCUCCAGAGGGGAGCUCUGCUCACCUUGAGGAGCCCCCAGGAGAAGAGCCCCGGCCGGGGUCCUUCCCACAACCCCAGCUGCCUGAGAGUGAGAACCCCAUCAGGGCCCAGGCUUGGGUCUUCAUCCCUUGGUGCCCUGCGUGCGGUUUUGCUACCUUGCUGAGGAAAAGGACACCGCGCAGCUCAGUUUGAUUCCAAGCCUUUCUCCAGCAAAGCCUGGAGAAGCGGGGCCAGGGCUCUGCCCCCACUGUUCCCCAUUCAGUCCCUGCCUCCCUGUCCCUCCUCUCCUCCCACCUCCCUGUUACCCCUAUAGGAGCAAGAAACGCCACAAAUUUCCUUUUCAUUGAAAAUGUUUUAACUGCUGGGCUGGGAAUUCAGCUCAGUGGUUCUGCUGCCUGCCUCCCCAGCUUGGGGACUGAGUUCGAUCUCCUGCACUGUACAGAUAUU